GGUACCGACGCGCCGAUGUGCGAGGGGAAAUGCAGAAAGCUACGUCAUUGGGAAAGGGAAUCUGGGAAGGGGGAAGCAAGGCUACCUGGAACUACUCGUCUUGCGGUCCCCGUGCCGCAGCGCCAGUCAGUGCUGGUCGGGCUAUCGCAGGAAGCGGCGGUCGAGAUAAGGGAGUUGUCGCGGAGUCGGGGGGUCUUGGCGGGGCAGGGCCGAGGGGAGGGGAGGACAGCUCUUCCCGUCGACGAGUGCUGCUCGCGGACUCGCCGCUGCGGUGCGUCUUCCCGCGGGGAUGGACUUCGAAGAGCUGGUGGUCGUCGCCGAAGGGCUGCACCCUUGCGCGAGGGUCGUCAAGAGAACUGCAGUCCAAUCAUCAAUGCUAAGCAGAUAUAUGCGUGCUUCAAGUCUACUUUUAAUAUCUGGUACAAGAGUCGCAGCGGUGUGAGCAGCCAGUGCAGCCGAGGCUCCCCGCGCUACGCGCCCUCGGCCUCCGCGUCGGCCGCCGCCCCCAGCCUGGAGCUGCGCGAGCUCCGGAGACACAACUACAAGGCCGCCGUCCUGCCCAGCAAGUCCGCCUCUUACCUGGAGCACCGGCGCACUCGCGGCAGCCGGGGCAUGAACAUGGGGCAGAAGAUAUCAGGUGGUGUAAAGUCUGUGAACCGCGAGAGCCCCCAGCCCUACAAGCCUGUGAUCCCCCGCGAACUGGCCCAGGACUUCGCCCGGCCGGCCCGCCUCGACAUCCUACUGGACAUGCCAGCGGCCAGCCGCGACUGCCAGGUCAAGCACGCGUGGAACUCAGAAGACCGGUCGCUCAACAUAUUCGUCAAGGAGGACGACAAGCUCACGUUCCACCGGCACCCGGUCGCGCAGAGCACGGACUGCAUACGCGGCAAGGUGGGGCUCACCAAGGGCCUCCACGUGUGGGAGGUGCACUGGUCCACGCGGCAGAGGGGCACGCAUGCCGUCGUCGGCGUCGCGACGCAGGACGCUCCGCUGCACUCCGUGGGGUACCAGAGCCUGGUGGGUAGUAACGACCAAUCCUGGGGCUGGGACCUGGGCAGAAACAAGUUGUACCACGACUCGAAAAACAAUGCAGGUGUCACGUAUCCUGCACUGCUCAAGCCUGACGAAACAUUCAUCGUCCCAGAUAAAUUUCUUGUUGUGCUGGACAUGGAUGACGGUACACUGUCGUUUGUCGUCGAUGGGCAGUACCUGGGCGUGGCGUUCAGGGGACUGAAGGGUCGCAAGCUCUACCCCAUCGUCAGUGCGGUGUGGGGCCACUGCGAGAUAACCAUGAAGUACAUUGGAGGACUUGACCCGGAACCCCUGCCUCUGAUGGACCUGUGCCGCAGAGUGAUCCGCCAGCGCGUGGGGAAGCACCAGUUGGAGGAGCGCAUCGAGAAUCUCAACCUGCCUCACGCCAUGCAGGUCUACCUUCUGUACAGAGACAGAAGAUAACAGACUUGCUCCUCUGGGUGAAGGCUCCAGCCCUCGGCGAGCCCCGAGCGGCGCCCGGCACUGACUUCCACGUGCGCGAGUGUGGAGACGCUGUAGUCAAAUUACAACUUGCUGCAUGGAUUGUGAUCUACACCUGGAUGUUACCCCCAAACCCUUCGCCCCCUCCCCCCGUCGUCUCAAGAAUGACUUCCCCCCUCCCCUCCUCGUUCUGCUGUUUGUGUGCUGCAAGAGGUGGUUUUUUAUACGCGAGUUGCACGCAAAUAACUCGCAUACUUUAAUUUCGUAACGCAUUGAGUUCUUAGGACGGAACUAGCGACUUGCAUUACAUAAUAAACCGUGCUGCAACUCUUUUUCCAUAAUGGAGAGAAGUCAGCUUUGCCACUUACUAAGUGAUAAACUUGAUUACUAACAUUUUGAUUUUGGUCACAUUUCUCAUUGUACAUAAGGUAUACAAGUGAAAGAAUUGUUUUUUAUUUUCCAUUAUAAAUAAUUAUUGCCUGUUCCCGCUAAUAGAGAAGAAUUUCUAUUCAUUUGCACAACAGUAAAAGUGUGUUAUAGUGAAUGAAGGCAAAGUGCUGAACUGAGAAAACACGUAAAUAGGAAAUUUUUGGUUACAGUGUUUUUGUUAUGUAUGGAUGAUUCUGAAAAUGACAAGUUUACUUAGUUAAAAAGGGAAUGUGAGAUGGCAUCAAAUGUAAUACAAAGUCCUGUUUUCCAGUGAAAACAAUUUUUCUUAGUACUAUUUUACUUUCUGUGAAUAACUUUCAAGGUAAUUUUUUUUUUCAUCAUCUUUUCAUUCACUAUGUUCAUAGAUCAAAUAGGUAGAUAAAUAUGUUGCAGUCUGUUUUGUGUUUCAAAUUUACUUAAAUAUUAUUCUAAUUUCUAAUAUUUGAACUUAAAAGAAAAUAAUUCAUGAAUUAUAAUUAUUUUUUAGAAAUAUAUUCUAAAAGUUUUAUGUUGUUGCUACAGUUUGUAAGCUAAAUAUGUUCAUUAGUUUAUUUUUUCAGUUUCUGGAAAUACAUUAUUUUUCAACAAGUUGUAUUCAAGUUUGCUGAAAUUAUGUCUUUAAAUAUGAUUCUGUAAUGGUAGGGGUUUUAUUAAUUGAAAUAUCGAUCUAAAUUACCUAUAUCAGAUUACAGUGCCAUAAUGUGAUUAUCUAUGUGGAUAUCCUGAAUUUAUUGGUUUGCUAAGCAAUUAAGUCAGUCAUUCCUUAAAAUAUUGUUUGGUAAUGUUCUUUGUGAAGCUUUAGGGUGUAUUACAAAUUUGUUUCGAAGUUCAACAAGAAAAUGUUUCCUAGCUGGUCAUGCAGGUUACUGUUCUCAAAACAUUCUUUGGUACAUAACAUACAUCAUGCAUUAUUUCUUUGUUACUACCGUACUCUGUGCUGCAUGUUUUCUUUUAUAUUUGUAAGUCUGUAAUGAUUAAUUUUUUAGGUUACUUUUGCUUGUAGAACCAAUUUGCUUGGUUAAUAUUUUUUAAACUUUUUUUUUGCAAGUGUGUACUGUUUUCAUUAUUUAUUAUUAAAGCAAAAUUAGAAUCCAUUCCACAUGCAUACUACCAAAUUAUGGAUGUGAAUUUGUGGUCUAUUUUGUUUUUGAUAGCUUUUGCUCAUGGCGGGAAGUGUUCUAAAUCUAAGCCAGUUUAUCUCGUGUGUUCAUGCUCCCACCCUCCCCUUAACCCAACCCCUCCCCAACUCACCACACUCAAACAAAUCCUAAAAAAAAGUCUUUCAUUCCCACCAACAAAUAAAACGAAUUUGCCAAGCAAACAGCUAGAAAAGUGGUUAUAGUCCUUUCCUUCCAGAAAUUAAAUUCUUUGUGCACUCCUGCAGUAGUAGCUGUUCACAUGGUUUUUUUUUCUUUAGUUGCAUUUUGAACAUGAGGGAGUUGAACAAACAAUCUGGUACAGAUCAGAGGAUGGAUAAAUGUUUACUGAAAGAGUAAUUGCUAACAAAACUAUGAAAAGCUUAAUUUUUUUAUCUGUAGGCAGUUCCUUCUUGCAAUGGCAUAAUUUUCUUGGGUAUAAUUUGCAUAAGCAGCAGGGCCGUUUUAGGGAACAGGCAGGGCCAAAAAAUAAAGUUAACUAAAUGUACCUUCAUUGAAAAUGUGCUAUCUUGGUCAAUUUUUUUUUAUAUAUAUUUAUAGCAAUGUGUGUCACAUGCUCGUACAACAGUGGAGCUAGGCAGAGCAUAACUUACUACCUAUUGCAGAAUCUGCAACUAUUGUGCUGUCAGUUUACUGUGUUGUAGCGCUUUGUUGAAUACUUGAACACAGUUCAGAGUUUGUGAUGGUAUUCACAAAUUUCUAUUAUAAAUGCACCUGUCCCUCGCAGUAAUGCCAUAAUUCAUUCCAGGAAAACGGAGUGAUAAAUAAAACAGUGCUAAUAAAAUUAUUUUUUUCUAAAGAGUGUAUGUUAAUAAAAUACAGUAGAAUCCCGCUGGAACGACCCCUCACAGUUCCCGAAAAAACGGUCGUACUUACGGAAGGGUCGUUCCAGAGAAUUUGGGAAAUUUUUGGCCAGUUCGUCCGCCUUUGCCAACAUCAUUGGCCCACUCACAGGCAAAUUUUCAGCUCUCAGCUGACCAAACCACUCCAACAUAGCUUCGUCCAAGUUUUCGUACGUCGCGCCCCUCAAAUUUUUCAGUUGCACAUUGCGGCCUUGCUUCUGUACUGCAUUCACAAUUUCUUCUCUCUGUUUGAGAAUCGUGAAGAGAGUAGACUUCGGAAUGUUGUAUUGCUGCGCUAUCUUAGUCUUGGAAAUUGUUUUCUUAUCCACUUGCUGGAUGAUCUCAUAUUUUUUCAUUAGCAAAAGUGUAUUUCGCUUGGCACUCAUUUUCACAAAUGCGAAACGAAAAUCCCAAAAAAAAAAAAUCAAAAUCAGUGUAAAACUGCAUGUGUCGUCAACGAUCGUUCAUUGAAUCAAGCCAAUAAUUUUACCAAAUCAAAAUCCAAAAACAAAUGCGUGUGUCGUCAACAAUAUACAAAAUUCACAAAAUCAAACCACUAACCAAAUCGGCGUCCAAGAAACAAAGCGUAAUAAGUCGUCAACAAUAAUAAAAACCAAGAAAUAUCCGAAUCAACAAGCAAAAGAAGCGUAUCCACCAGCGAGCAAGAUCACACUAACAAGCCACAAGACAAAGACACGGGAUCGAGACGGCAACAGAAAUGCGCAUGCGCACCACUGUUUACCGUUAUCGCUAGGGUGGCCAGUCUGGACUCUGGAGGGGUGGUAUCUAUUUUUAGCCAUGCGUGCGCCUGCCAACAUUACAGCGCUCGCCAAGAAAAACGUGACGCGCAGCGCUGUACAUAGUGUGUAGCGCACUGGUUUUCAUCCGAUUUUACUCUUUUUUUUUCGAAUUUUUUCACGGUUCCUCGAAAACUGGUCGUUCUUACGGAAUGGUCGUUCCAGAGGGGGGUCGUUCGGGAGGGAUUCUACUGUAAUUCAUUCUCCUACCACAUAAGUGUGUUGGUUGACUACCAUUUACGCAAAAGACUGCUUCCAUUAAAAUCAAUUCCCAGUACUAAUUACGUGUCUAAAAACAAUUAAAGUACAUUUAAAUAAACUUUUUAUUUACACUUUGAGUUUGUGUUAUGUACCGGUAGCUAACCAUAUUUUUCUUCAAUUAUGUUAGUCCAACACAGAAUUUCAACUAGUACACGAAUGGGACAUACAGUAAAACAAGAUUCAUUCCAAAACUGACAUGUAAUAAACAUUGAACUAUCUGAGUUAAUAUAUAUAAAUUCCUAAAUCAAAGAUUGCAAACAAUUUCCUAAUGAUGAAGCAAUUUCCAUACAAUACAUCAUUGAGCUUAGGAUUCCAAUGGUUUUCCUAUGUGAUCAAUGAGUGUCCAUGAAGUUAUAGUUAAAUUCAUAAAAUAGUUCAAUUAAAAUAUGUUACCAACAAUCUAAAAAUCAUUUCUAAUUUGUAAACUAAAGAAAAUAACUAUUACAUUAAACUGAAUAAUGAAUAUAUAAUGUGUUCCCAAAUGCCUAGACUAGAAAAUCUCGGGGUAAGCAAUUCUUCUGGUCUCUGAUGUCACUUUAACCACUGGAUGUUUUUAAGUGUACUUUAAACCAUAAAAGUUAUUGCUUGUCCAUAAAAUAAAUGUCAAAACCAAUUGAAAUUUCUACUCAAUGUUAAAAAACUCACAGGACCCUUUAGUACAUACCAUUUUAUGAAUAUCAGUUAUAUUCGGUCCUGGAUUUACUUGGUAAUGGCAAGUAGCUGUAUCGUGUCGGUGAAUGCAAUUAUUCAAGGUGUAGAAAUGUCUUGUUCCAGCGCGCCACGAUGUCCACUUACUCUGGAUAUUUAUCACACAAAUUUAUCACUUUCCAUACAUAUGUUUCGAAGGUUACGGGCUAUGAAUUUCAGUCUUGGCAGAUGUUAACUGGGAUGCACUACUUUUGAUGUGUUUUAGAUCAAACAGUCUUGGUAAAAUAUUUCGUAAAUUUUAGUUUCACUGCAAGAAAUAGUGACUAGAGUUACAAAAUAAUAAUGUUAUUAAUAAAGAAAAACUUUUUCAAUUCUAAUAAGAUUAAAAAUCGUGAACUUAACAUUUUAUAUUUAUAAGUAAAAUUAUUUAACCUUUUAAUUACAUAAUACACUUUUUUGUUUACUGAAUGCCUACCAUGAAUCGCUAAUCACAUGACUUACACUAGUGUAUCCUGAUAAGUGUGAGGUAAAUUAGUACAGAUGCCUUCACACCAGAGCUGUUGUUGACUUGGGGGAUGGUGUAAUAUAAAGGUACAUUGGCUGAACACCCAGGUGUCUUGUGUACUACCGUAUAAACCCACGUACCACCCGCCCUCGGGUAAGACCCGCACCCUUAUUUUUAGAAUGCCAUGGUGGGAAAAAAUGUUUUUAUUGCAAAUCUGCAUGGAAAAAAAAAAUUAGUCGUGAUUUCUUUUUUUUUCAACCAGUAACAAAUCGUAAAGAAUUACCAAAAAAGUACUAUGCUACUUAUUACAGCCUCGGCAUUUGCGUUAAAAGUGUACAGAAGGCAGGCAACUGCAAUAUGGCAACAUCGCGCGAGUAGAACGUGGCAUCGGCGCGCGCGAACGAUAACAACACGCCGUGUAUGCGCGUGACCUUGCCCAGCUCCCAGCUGUUUACAGUUACAAUAUUCCGCGUCCAUUAUCGUGCGCUGGGCAAUGACCUCGUUCAAACAAAAUAAACGAUAAAGCACGCGAGUCCUAGCCACGCAUGAUAAAAACUAUUUUUAUUACAUGCAAAAAAAAACCUUGUGCCUAAAUGUGGCAUAUUCUACAGCUUCCGCAGCUUUAACACAUGCCUCUGAAAUGCUAUUAAUUUCUCAUCGUAGCUUGUCGGUAAACGCUGGCAGAUUGUAGUACGCCGCCUCAUGGACUUACCACGAACCUGCGCAUCCAGUUCCUACUUGUUUUAAAGCCUUCACCCACGCCAAGUUCACGAGCAAUUUGCAGCGCCUUUAGCGAACACAUUUCCGUGCUUACAGCGCACCCGAAUUGCCGUCUGUCCUGAUGUAGUCGUGGAGUUUUUCCUCUAUCCGGAAACUUUGCUACCGCACCACGGAACACACGUCUAUCACCACUGGCCGAAAACAGUUUGUCUUUACUUUUCCUCCAAUCCCUCACACAUGAUUCGUCGACAUAUUUUCGCCCAGCAACACGGUUACCGAUUUCUUCCGCUUCACUGAUUAUUUUUAAUUUUUCUGCAACUGUGAAAGAACGCAACUUUUUACAAUUCAUUACAAUAGUUGCAGCCAACACACGUGUAAAACCACUGGGUACUUUGCAAAUGAGGAUAGGACAGUGCGUGGGAGCGCGCGUUUGUAACCAGCGAAGCUGCAGCGUGACAACGCUGUGAGGAAUGUGACCUUGACUGUCUGCCGCUUCCUUCCCCUCCUUUUCCCCUACUCCUCUUUUCUAUCACAGCAAUCUCCAGUCGCGCCGGCGUUAUUUCGUCACCGCGCUAAAAUGGCCCAAGACCCGUGUAACACCCGCACUCUACUUUUUCGAACCUGAUUUUUUGAAAAAAGGUGCGGGUGUUACGUGGGUUUAUACGGUAUGUUAGUUGAGCUUAAGUAACUACACAUUUAAGAAAGUGACUUGCUGUUAAGGAAAAGGUAAACUAUCAUUUGUUGAUUCUUCACAUCAAUUCAUUGCAUGUGUUUAAUGCUAAACGAGUGACAUUGUCAUUGUUCGCACACGCAAAUAAGAAAUUCACGCAGAUGAAAGAGAGCGCUUCUUCGAAUCUAUGACAGCGCUACUUCUUAUCGUGCAGUUGGGCUUCAAAACCUCACAAGUCGAACAGCGUUACUUAGAGGGGCGGGUGUAGUCAGUUUACUGUCGAGGUAAAAUAAUACUCUUGGCCCCUUAGCGAUAGAUAAUAUGUUUAAACUUUGUUCACUAGCAUUAGACUGCUGUAUACCUGUCAUCAUCCCUUGGGCAUCAGUAAAGUUUUUUCCUCCCAAAAUUCAAUGUCAGAAGGAAAUGGCUAUCCCCUAAAAUUAUAAACCUACUAUCACAUUAAAAUAACUUGCAUCCUGAAUUUUAUGGCCAGUAAACAUCUAAAUUAGUUAUGAUUGCUAGUGAAAAAUUAUUUUCCAUGAUGCAUAAAAAUAUUUUUAUAAUUCCAAUUUUGUGUGUUACUGUUUCUGAAAAAGGUGUGUGAACUUAUUACAUGUCACCAGGUCUUAAAUAUCAUUCAACCAGCAAAAUUUCCACAAUAACACACAAUCAUUUUGAUAAUGAAAUACAUAGAAUAAAACACAGUUUGAAAUGAGUUGAUCUAUGUACCUUUUUCUUUAUCUACAUGAGCAUUUUGAUAUGACUUGAUUACUUAACUUACUAUGCACAAAUACCAUUAUUAUGUGAAGGAAGCACUGCACUAUUUUCAGGAAACAAUCUUUAGUUUGAAGAUUAAGGAAACAUUUCGUAAAGCAGUACUUAAAACUAGGAACAAUAAGGCUGUUAUGAAACAAAUAACAUUUGCAUCAAAAAGAAAAUAAGUUUUUUAAAUUUAAAUAAACUAAUUUUGAUUGUUUUUUUUCUCAGCGAAUGCAGUUUAUUCUAAAUGUAUUUCCACUUUUAGGAAAAUAUUUUUUGAAAUCUGGAAACAAUUGGUGUAAAAACACUGUUCUUUUUAUUUUCAAACAAAGAAACAAUGUGCUAUGUACCUAAUCUAGAAACAAUUAUGGCUUGUUCAGUUAAAAGAAAUAAGAAAAAUUUCCUGAAAAAUUACCUUUAUUGUUCAGACCUGUGGUUAACUUAAGUAUCUUGAGAACUGCCAUAAGUUUGUUUAGUUAUGUCUCCCAUAGCUUGGCUAGGGAUUGUGAAAUUGUCAGUUUUUUUUUUUACAGUUAUUCACACUAUUGUAAACGCUGAUUCUGGCAUUUGUCUUGAAUCUGUUAUUUAUAUACCGAUGUGACGUAACAGAUUACAAUAGUGUUCAAACCUGCUGUUGGAAGUAAACAGUUGUGAAACAAAGGCUACUGGAACUUUGUUUGUUUCCCUUAGGGUUGAGCGAAAACUGAUAUAAAAUAUAAAAAAUUUAAUGUUUUGUAUUUAAUCACAUUAUGUAUAUAUUUUACAAAUUCAAAUUCAAAUUGCCAUUUUAAAAUUUAAAUACUUUAAUAUAAAUUAAUUUUUGUAGGUAACUAGUAUUAGUGAUUUACGUGCCUUUUACCUACUCAGUGGCGUAGCCAGGAUUUGUGUAUAAGGGGUGUUAAAAAGCAUUCCCCCCCCCCUCCCCCAUAUUAAAGCGGAGGUCCUACCCCGGGAAAAAUUAGGAUUUUAAGGUGUAAAAUAGUGCUAUUUUAGCAGUUUUCGGUACUUAAAUUUAAAUAUUGUAAUGGUAAAAAUUUUAUUAAUUUUAAUAUGAAAUUUUUUUGAGUGAUGAAUAAGAAAUUAAUUAAAGAUUUGGUGCUUUGCUACGCCCCUGCUUUUACUGUAACAUGAAUAAAAUUUGUAAAGAGUAAAAUAUUAACAAAAAUGAUAAAUAUAUACGUUCAAAGCAAAGUAAACGACAGCACAGUAAUAUCUGAAACACUUACUUUAGUAAAAAAUAUAUACUAGAAAAAAUUUCAAUGUCUGAAAAAUAAAGACUACACUCAAAGUACAGUAGAACCCCGAUUUAACGAAGUGCUACGGUUACCGAAAAUGUUUACUCUAAAUCGAUGUUUCGUUAAAUCCGAUUUACCGAUUUUCAAUGACCCCCGCACUCAUAAUCGCGUACCUACGUUUCCAUAUCGUAGACAGGGUCGACGCUGAUAUCUUGUGCUGCCGUGCUAUCUCAGACUUCGUCAACAUUCCAUCUUCAAAGUUUUUGAUCUCGCUCGUACGGCCCCCGGUUCGUACGUACACCUCGGUCGUACAUACAGAUUUUUAGAAACCGUGAAAAAUGAGGCAUAAAAAAAAGUUUAAAAAUAUGUAAAGUGUAAGAAAUACGUUAAAGUUUAUUAAAAUACAGUCGCAACCUGCAGCGUUUAUAACAAAAACAAGCUACAUACACAUUGCGUCACAGUAAAAAAUUAAAAAAAAAAAGGCCGCAAAUUGAUGGAAAUUUACCGUCCAUAGCGCGCCGUACGCGGAGAAAGGUCAUUGUACUCGGUCAGCUGCUAUUACGGCGCGGCGUAGCCGCCGGCUGACUCUCUUUGUUCGCUGAGCUGCGCAGCACUUAUAAAAAACGUAUUCCAAAAACUAAACACCGCGCACAAAGCUCUUACUGAGAAUAAUAGAGCUGUAGCAAACCGUAUGUAUUCGGUACUGAGUAACGGGUAAGCCAUCUAGUAACGAGUAACGAAGCGUUACACACGGCUGCAUUUCGUUACUCGCAUUUUUCGUAUGUUUUACGCAUGCGCGCGCAUAUUCGAUGAAUUUGCGUUACAAAGAACGAUGUUUGUUUAUUAAAUAAAGUAUAAUUUGGAAAUUCGUCGUCAAAGUUUGUUACUGUUUAUUAAAGGUAUUGUGUGUGUAGACAAAGUUUGAGAUUGGAACAGAAACAACGUAAGAAAGUAUUGUUUACAAAUUAGAAAUAUGUAUGUUUUUGUUUUUUAUUAUCGCGUAUUUUCACGUUUUUUUGUUAUUAUCUUAAAAGAGAUAAUAUAAAAAAGCCGCAUUAAUGAGAUUUAAUUGUUUCUUGGUUAACAAAAACUGUUAAUUAUCAAAUAUUGUUAAUUGUUUAUAUUCUAUUUAUUAUUAUUUACGCGACGUCAUAAUGUACGCGUACGCAAUACGACUCGAUUCGUUGGUGCAACAUAACAUAGCUUUUUAAUGCGGUUUCAGAAGUAACGAGUAACGUAACGAUACGAUAGUAACGAGUACUAAUUGUUAUAGUAACGAAUACAUACGGGUACGCUUUUUUUCGUUACUUUUACACAUCUAGAGAAUAAUGAUAAUGGCGUAUUAGUGUGACGUGGUCACAAGUUGAAAAAACCUGGAGGAUGGGAAAGGGAAUAUUUGGAAACGUGUGAUUAUUGGCUAGCACUGUUACUAUGCGGGCGUGUUUGGAAGAUAACGUGGUGAGUCAAGCCAGGCAUUGGAGGGGGAGGGGGAUGCGGACAAAGAAACCCUUCAUGACGUCAUGUGUCGCGGACAGUCUAUCUAUCCAGGCGCGCGCAAUGGCACGCCCGCAGCUUUUAAGCAAUUUGAACAAUUUUUUUUUAAUUUUUUCGUAUUUGGACAGAUGAUGCAAAGGCACAUAUUAAUAUAUAGUACCUCCAUUCUAUUACUGACACCACAGAGUGUAUUUUUUAAUAAGAUUCCAUUACUAUUUACUUGAAUUUUUUGGAAAUCUAUAUUAUUAUUUUAAUAAAUUGGUGAUUUUUGUUGGUUCCUGAAAACCUUUACGUUAAAUCGCUGUUUUCGUUAAAUCCGUGUUCGCAAAAUCGGGGUUCUACUGUAUACAAAAAAUUUGCAAUUUUAUACAUUUAUCUACCUUUUCUUUCAGUUAUGAACAUUGUUAUUCAUAAUAUAUCUCACUAUCCAAUAAGCAUUUGCAAGAAGCAUAUUACUCAAAUAUGUUUUUAGUUUAAAGUUUACACUAAUCAUAUUUUACUGCUCAUUAUCCUUAACUGCGAGUGAAAUUCCAAAAACUCACAUUUUCUUUGCUAAGACGACAAUGACUGUCUGGCCAGAAAGUGUUACGACGUCACACACUGGCAGCCAAUAGUAAUUUGUUCUCAAUGCUUACAGUGGUUUAUAAACUGAAAGUUUUGAUACCAAAUAGACUGAAAACUAAAGUGCAAAUGGAGAUAUAAUUUUGUGGUUGUAUUAUACAGAGUAGUUUUUAAAUUGUCUAGGCUGAGAUGAAUUUAAUUUUCUUGCAUUAUCAUGCAAGGCUUUUUUUAUUUUUUCUUUCAUUCUGUGUUUUUUUUUUCAUCAGGGAAUCUGGGGCUGUAUGAAGCUGACUUAAUGAUGUUCUUGCAUAAUAUCCUUCCAUUAAAUCUUCAAAAAGAAAAUUACCACCAACUGUUUACUUCCAGUAUAUAUGAAAGUAUGUACUAUCUCUGUGAGUUGGCAGAGUUUGGAAUAAAAAAAAAAGCUGAUAAAAUAGGUCACAGUUUGAGCUAGAAUAUUUUUCAUAAGCAUUUAAUGGUUUAAAAUUUGAUAACUUAAGACAAACAUGGUAUGUUUGGUUUGUUUCAUCCCAGAAAUUAGCAUUUAUGGUAUUUUUUAUAGUCUUUCAUACAUUUUAAUGACUCUGUGUUUUCUUGUGUUUGUUUGUGUUUUGAGUGUUGUAAAAUCAUCUUGUGCAAUUUAAUUGUGUGGAAAAGCAUAUAGUAAUUUCGAAUGUUGUCAUACUGCCAUUAAAAGUGUGUUGUGAUAAUGAUGUAAGAUCUUUAAACGUUGGACAGUUGUUAGCCAAAUAACAUCUCUCGUAGUAUUUUUUUAAAUGUAUUUGAUGGAGAUUUGUGUUGGUAAACGUUUCUUACUGCUUCAUUUACUAUUUUCAUUGUGGAAAAAUGAUAAAAUCUGUAUAUUUAAAAAUUUUCAGUCACUGGUCAAACCAUUGAAUUAAGUGUUUUGAAUAUUUUAGGUGUUCAAUUAUUUUGUAGUUUAAAUUCUUUGGUUAAAUUUAUCUGUGAUUGGGUCCAUUAAAAUAAUAAUAUUAAGUGAAAUUUUUAACUUGCACUUGCAAAAUAAUUUUCUCGGUUAGGAAGUUUUUGCUGUGCACUUAAUCUUAAUUUACUGUGCACUUUUGUAUGGAAGUCAAAAUGUUAAAAGUAAAUGAAAGUGUGUGCCUUGCACCAUUCCAUAAAAAAAUUGUGCGUUUAAGUAAGAACAAGUCGGUUUACACAGUUGAAAUUGAAGAAUAAUGUAACCUGAAUUUGUGACAUUAUGCUAUGUAUGAAGUGUGAACGUUAUGGUGUGAUUGAUUCAGACUGGAAUUUUGUAGAAUAUUAAAAGUUUUCUAUCCAGUCCGUCAUAUAUUAUGCCUUUCAAGUGGCAUUUUAAAUUCCUUGUUAAAAUUUGAAAAUUAUAGUUGGAUGUUAAAUGUUGUCUCUGCACCUGCGAUAAUGACAGUUCAGACUUCAUUUGCACGACCUUCGCCAGGAUUCAAAAGUAACUCCACCAAAGUUCCAUAAAUGAUGUGCCGAGUUAUCUCUUCCACGUGUUUUAGUGUAGUUCUCUUAGUCUGCAGCAUUUAGGAAGACUUAUUUUCAUGUAUAUUGUUCAUAUAGAUUGGAAGCUUUUAUGUUGCAGGUGAAUUUUGAACUGCUCGUUAGUGAGGGGGCUACAUUUUGAUUGUAAAUCCAAUUUGUAUGUGCUGUAUUUAAUUAAUUGUAAAAUUGUAACAGUUUAAACAUGUUUAGUUAAAAUUUUAUCAGUUAACAUUUUUUCUUCUGUUUAUUUUGAUGAAAUGAAGAUUUUGCCAGAUCUGUAAAGGAAAUAGUGUUGUGUUGAUCGCGGAAUGAAAUGUAUUUUACACUAUGUGAGGUCUGGGCCAUUUUUCACAGUUUGCUGUGCUUAGUCUAAUAAAUUUUUGUUGUUAGAAAUGUUUUGUUUUGUUGCCAGCAAUUUUUUUAUACCUAUAAGCAGGUUUUCAUACAGCAACUGUAAAAUGGUUCAGAUUAUUUGAUGUUUGUAGUGAGAUUGUAAUAAUAUUAAAAAAAAAAUGAAAGCAAUGCUUGAGAAUAUAUUUUGUAGUUGA
Bacillus rossius redtenbacheri is the source of this 13587-nucleotide messenger RNA. It is a transcript of the gene gus, whose product is annotated as protein gustavus. Gene Ontology annotation, biological process: proteasome-mediated ubiquitin-dependent protein catabolic process. Gene Ontology annotation, molecular function: protein binding. NCBI's taxonomy places the organism in Eukaryota, Metazoa, Arthropoda, Insecta, Phasmatodea, Bacillidae. The transcript is spliced from 8 exons. The record is from RefSeq and is a predicted model, not a curated record. The coding region runs from base 16 to 1455 and encodes 479 amino acids. Gene Ontology annotation, cellular component: SCF ubiquitin ligase complex.